Molecule: messenger RNA, 3248 nt
Organism: Populus nigra (black poplar)
Lineage: Eukaryota; Viridiplantae; Streptophyta; Magnoliopsida; Malpighiales; Salicaceae
Product: probable glycosyltransferase At3g07620
Exons: 7
Coding region: 1672-2895 (407 amino acids)
Molecular function (GO): glycosyltransferase activity
Source: RefSeq, a predicted model, not a curated record
UAAAUUCAACAAGAAUGAACUCAAAUCAGCCUAUAAUUUAUUCAAAUAUUUUAUAAUUAUAAUUAAUUUUUUUUAUUGUAUAUAACAAUUCACAAAACUAUAAUAAUUUCAAUCUGCUUCGGUACAUAUACUGAUAUACUGAAAUGACAUCCUAAAAUUAUUCUAUCAUUCCGUUAAUUCAUGCUUCAGACACAGAGAAAUCAGGCAGACACAUUCCAUCAUCCUGAAAUGUGAAUUACUGGAAAAUCAUCAUACUAAAAUUAGCUUGAAAAUCAUCAAUUCAUCAUACUAAACGAACUCAACGCACACCAGACACCACCACCACUACCAUUCAUUGCAGCACCAAGGUAUGCAUAAAUUCACAUUUCAGUAUGAUGAUUUUAAUAACACCACAGAGGCACAGACAUAGAGCAAUCAGGACUGGCAAAUUGUUAUUGCAAAUCAUUCCAUCAAGCAAAACAUUAUUAAGGGACAAAUUGUUAUUCAAAAUCAUUAUCAUGACCGGCAAAAUCAACAUUCAACAUCUGUACAAGGGAAUAUUACAGUUUUACAUUUUGAAGGCCUACAAGGGGAAUAUUACAUCAUGGGCAAUCACAUGAAGGUUGAAGAUACAGGGGAACAACUUACGGUGACGAGGAAGCCGUUAAUGAUGAAGGCUGAAGAGGAGAGCGAUGUUGCCUGCCGCUGUUGAUGAAGAGGAAGCCGUGAGCUGUUGAUGAUGGGAAAGAAAGGAGAUCGUUACCGCUGUUAAUGAAGAUUGAAGAGGAAAUCAUGAGCUGUUGAUGAUGGGAAAGAAAGGAGAUCGUCGCCGCUGUUGAUGAAAAGGAAGCCGUGAGCACUGAUGACUGGCGUGAAGACUAGACUGAUGAUUGGAGUGAAGACUGGACUGAUGACUGGGUCACUGGAGUGAAGACUGGACUGAUCGUCGCUGCUUUUGUGGUUGCCGGUUGGUUAAUAGAGAAGGAGAUUAGGGAUUUGUUCUCAGUGAAAAGGAGGAUAGGCGAUUUGGCAAUGACUGGAGUGAAGACCGGAGACUUUGGAGUGACUGUGCAUUUACCCAACCAAUAGUCACAGGACAGCUGGGGCAUGGAGGGAAACAUUUGUUGAAAGUUUCCAUCUCAUUAACGUUCUUCGAGGAGUGAAGCUGCCUCCACAUUACACCCAAGUUCUACGAAAAAAAACUGAGAUAUUAGUUUGAGAUAUUUUCUUGGAAUUCAUUUUUUUAAAAUAUUAGAAAAGAUUAUAAGAAUUUCUUAGCAUGUCUCUUAGUUCAUGGGGAUUUUUUCAUCAGAGUUCUUGUUUUCGCUGUUUCCUGCGUUGCAAACCGUGUUUCAUGGCAAAAAUACAUUUGUUGCUUUUUGGUCUUGAAACAUAAUUUGCACCAAACACACCCUUGAGCAUAUACCAGGUUUUCAUUCCAGAACUCACCAGCAGCUAUCUGGUAGUAUGGGGGUGGCGGCGACGUGGCACAAAGGGGGAGUCCCAUACCAGAAAUAACUAACACUAACAGAAUGAGUUAGUUAAAGCAUCCAUCCAUACUCUCCCUCUCUUCACCCACCAAAAAACAACACUAACGAUAGAUAUACCUUUCUUAAUAAUCUUGACGACCUACCAUUCUCAUUCUCUUCUCUUCCCUCCUUUCCAAGAAAAAACUUGAAUUCCCUCAAGAAAAUGCCUCCUCUAAAAGCACUUGCCGCCUUGGUCAUCUUUUUGGGCAUAGCCUCGAUCCUGUUGCAGCAAAGGUAUUGGUUACCACUCUCUUCUAAGGGAAAAUCAACUCUAUAUGGACUUCAACAGUCUACUGCUGGCGUCCAUCACUCUGAAGAGUUUUUCUUGCUGAAUUAUGAGGCAAUGGAAAAGGAUUUAAAGGUCUUUGUUUACCCAGGUGGAAACCCAAAAACGUGUUAUCACUCAAUAGAUAAGAAGCUCAAGAGCAAUUAUGCAAGUGAGCAUUAUUUCUUCAUGAAUCUGAGAAACAGUUCGUUUUUGACUGAGAAUCCUGAUGAGGCUCAUCUCUUCUUUAUUCCCCUUUCUUGUCAGCCAAUGGAAGACCAGGAUGCUUUACCUCGUUAUAAGGAGAUGGUUAUCCAGAACUAUGUCCGCGCCUUAACUAUCAAAUACCCUUACUGGAAUAGGACUUUAGGCGCUGAUCACUUUUUUGUCAGUUGCCAUGGCAUUGGCAACAGGGCUACUGCUGCUUUCCCAUUUCUCCUGAAGAACGCAAUUCGACUUGUGUGUUCACCAAGCUAUGAUUCCAACUAUAUUCCACAUAAGGAUGUUUCCCUCCCACAGAUACUGGAGCUCUCUUUUCCUCCUGAAGGAGAUGGCAUGUGGAACGACUCAACUAUGGAGUCUCUCCCUAUCCAGCUAUCCCCAGUGGAGACUCGCCCUCCCAGGACUAAACUUUGUUUCUGGGCUGGUUCUCCCAACUCAGAAGUAAGAAAGAAUCUUCGAGUUCAUUAUAAAGGUUUAGAAGAAUUUGAGAUCCAUUUCGUCGAGAAUGUUAAAAGGGCAUUGGUGCUAGAUACUUUUCAAAAGGAGAUACAUAGGAGUAAGUUUUGCAUCUGUCCUCGUGGGAAGACUCAAGUCGGUGGUGUUUGCUUAGCAGAGUCGAUGGCUUUUGGAUGUGUACCUGUUAUCAUGUCCGACUACUAUGACUUGCCAUUCAAUGACAUCCUUGACUGGAAUGCAUUCUCUGUAAUUCUCAAAGAGGAUGAUGUUCCCAUAAUGGGGGAGAUUCUCAAAGGCAUACCAGAAGACAUGUUCGAGAAAAUGCGUCAAAAUGUUCACAAGGUUAGCAAGUACUUCAAGUGGCAUUUUCGUCCUGUCAAGUAUGACGAGUUUCACAUGGUAAUGUAUGAGCUAUGGAAGCGCCGCCAUAUCAUUAGGUACUGAACCACAAGAAGAUGGUCCUAAACGACAUUCCCCCCUGAUUGCUUUGCUGGUUUCUGAAGCUAAAUGCACAUGGCGUUGCAUGACGUGCUUAAUAAUACUUUAAUUGAAGGAGAUAUCUGCCAUGAGGCCUGCAUUUGAAAUCAUGGAUUCUUUACAAUAUCAGAAAGAUUACAAAUAUAUCUGGGUGCAUAUGAGUUGUAUAAAUUUAGUUGGUAUGUUUUUCUCAGCGAUUAAUUAAGUCUUUAAGUGAUGAAGAUAACUGCAAAUCAGUAGCUAUUGAAACUGGUUUUGAACCGAUGAAUAUAUCUGCUUGUAAAGUAUGUAAUUACACUAAAAUUAACCUGAUUUUUUUU